AUGUCAGAAGUUAAAGAAUCAAGUCCUUCUUACUACUUUCCAGGAGACGAUGUAAAGUUGUCUAAUGUAAUAGAGCAAGGAACUGUUCGACUAGGUCCUGGCUUAGUUCAUCAAAAACACGAUCAUGAAGAUAAAAUCAAGGUCUCUCGACCUGGUAUUUUGCAUCAGGGAGUCAAAAACACUGUAUUGGUGGAUACAAGAAUGAAAAGAUAUAUUCCUGCUAUGAAUGAUCAGGUCAUUGGGCAAAUUACUUCUCGUUUUGCUGAGGGUUAUCGGGUGGAUAUUGGAUCAGCACAUAGUGCUCAAUUGAACGCAUUGGCCUUUGAGAACGUUACUCGAAAAAGCAAACCAAAUUUAACUGUUGGAAGCUUGGUGUAUGCUCGCGUAUCUUUGGCUGACCGCGAUAUGGAACCAGAGCUGGAAUGUUUAGAUGCGGCCACAGGAAAAGCUAGCGGUUUUGGAGAAUUAAAAGAAGGUUAUAUGAUUACUGGAUUAUCCCUAUCACACUGCAGAAAACUUUUGUCCCCUCAAAAUGCCCUUUUGCAAGCUCUUGGCACCUAUGUUCCUUUUGAAAUUGCCGUUGGGAUGAACGGACGUGUGUGGACUCACUCGGAAACGAUUCCGACCACGAUUUUGAUUAGCAAUUGCAUAAAACAGUCGGAAUUUUUGAAUGAUGAUGAGCAGGUUCAAUUAGUAAAGUCAAUGGUAAAAAAUCUUUAA
Messenger RNA from Schizosaccharomyces osmophilus, 720 nucleotides. It is a transcript of the gene rrp40, whose product is annotated as exosome subunit Rrp40. Bases 1 to 720 code for a protein of 239 amino acids. Gene Ontology annotation, molecular function: RNA binding. Gene Ontology annotation, biological process: TRAMP-dependent tRNA surveillance pathway; nuclear polyadenylation-dependent rRNA catabolic process; U4 snRNA 3'-end processing. The record is from RefSeq and is a predicted model, not a curated record. Gene Ontology annotation, cellular component: nuclear exosome (RNase complex); cytoplasmic exosome (RNase complex). Lineage: Eukaryota; Fungi; Ascomycota; Schizosaccharomycetes; Schizosaccharomycetales; Schizosaccharomycetaceae. The transcript is spliced from 2 exons.